AAACCUUCAGCAGUGUGAGUCAGACCAAAGCGUGUCAAACGUCAACAUGUCGUCUGCUCUCCGUUGACAAUCUUCAUUUAAUCAUUCCAGUAAUUUCUCAUUUCUCCGCCAGUGAUUGAAGUAAAAAGCCAAUUAGAAAAGUUACACAAAAUAGUGAUUAAUAUUAAUGAUUUAUUAAGAACUGUGAAAAUAUGGAUGGAAAGAUCACUCAAGUCCCAGCCUAUGCUUGGAGAGUCAGGCUGGACCAUGUGUUUCCAGAAAAGCUAAAUCAGAUGUUGAAACCCAAGUUACACCAGAUCUGGAGUUUCGUACCAUUGCUUUUCAGGUAUAUUUGGUAUUGCGUAACUAUGUGGUGGAAUGGGAGAAGGGUCGUAAUGAAUUUUUAUGCACCUCUAACAUCAAACCAGUGGAGUGGUGUUCCUCUGGGUGGUAUUGGUGGAGGUACCAUCUGCAGGAGUUUCCGGGGCGAGUUCUGUAGAUACCAGAUGAGACCUGGCUUCUAUGACUACAAUGUUGUUCAUGCAAAUCAAUUUAUCGUAACUGUUCAGAAUUCUGAAGGAACAGUUGUGUACCAACAAGUGUUAUCACCACUAAGUGGUGCACCAGGUGGAAAGCUGAGUGCAUGGAAGUGGGGGUUCCCUGGGGACCAGGCCAAGUAUACAGCCCUUUACCCUCGGGCCUGGACAGAGUACAACAUCUCUGAACAAAACCUGAGAUUGACUUGUCGACAGAUCUCUCCUGUCAUUCCUCACAACUACAAGGAUUCAUGUGUGCCUGGCGGAGUGUUUGUGUGGUCUGUGGAAAAUUUAGGGAGUGAGGUCAAGUCCAUCAGUAUCACUUGCACACUCAAGAAUGGCGUAGGCAGCAAACAGGAUGCACAAGGCAGCUGUCACAGUGAGCCAAUGGAUGUGAACAGAGAUGGUGUCCAGGUGGCGGGGGUCCAGAUACACCAGUUGGUGGACAACAUGGAUUGCACUUACUGUCUUAGUGCCUUAGUGAAGGAAGAUGUAGCAGUGAGUCGAAUUGUUGCUUUUGACCCCAAUGGUGAUGGGAGUGGAGUGUGGAACAGUUUAGCAAAGAAUGGCCAACUAACUUCCCAGACUAGUGAUAAAGUUGUAGGUCGAGAGGUGGCGUGUGCUGUGUGUGCCUACGUGGAGGUGCCCCCAGGGAACAUGAAAACUUUGGAGUUCGCUCUGGUCUGGGACAUGCCUAGGAUUCACUUUCAUCUCAACACCAAGGAGCACUACAGGUACUACACAAAGUAUUUUGGGAAAGAUGGUGAAGCUGGGCCAGUGAUAAGCCACUUUUCACUUGCAAACUUCAGUAGAUGGGAAGAAGAGAUUUCAGCAUGGCAAAGGCCAAUUUUAGAAGACUUGAAACUGCCUGAGUGGUAUAAGAGUGCAAUUUUCAACGAAGUCUACUAUGUGGCAGAUGGAGGGACAGUGUGGCUGUUGAUGGAUGAUGUUGAGUCUUUAUCGUCUACAGAUCCGAGGAGGGAAUUUGGUAGAUUUGCGUACCUUGAAGGUCACGAGUAUCGGAUGUACAACACCUAUGAUGUUCACUUCUAUGCAUCGUUUACGCUCUCGCAGCUCUGGCCCCAGCUGCAGGCCUGUUUGCAGUUUGACUUCCGUGACACAGUGUUGCGCGAGGAGACCGAGCAGAGGGUGCAUCUAUUCGAUGGGAAGAUUGCAAACAGAAAGGAUAUCAAUGCGAUACCUCACGAUCUGGGAGACCCAAGUGAGGAGCCGUUUGUGUUGAUCAAUGCCUACAAUAUCCACGACGUGUCAGAGUGGCGAGACUUGAACCUCAAGUUUGUGCUCCAGUGUUAUCGUGACUACGUGCUGUCCCGGAACGUUCAGUACCUGCGGGACAUGUGGACUCAGGUGUUGGCAGUCAUGAGCAAGGCCGAGACCUGGGACACGGACGGUGAUGGUGUCAUCGAGAAUGCAGGCGCUGCUGAUCAGACAUAUGAUGCAUGGAUUAUGACCGGCACCAGUGCCUACUGUGGCAGUCUAUGGCUGGCCAGCCUGUGCUGUGUGACCAAGAUGGCUGCUAUUCUCGACUGCCCAGAAGUAGCUGAGAAGUAUUCCACUCUACUGACAAAGGCAAAGGCUUCUUUCCACAAAAAACUCUGGAAUGGCCAAUACUACAACUUUGACAGUGCACAACGUCCCCACUCCACAUCAGUAAUGGCAGAUCAGCUCUGUGGUCUUUGGUAUUUACACGCAUGUUCUAUCACGGAUGAGGUGUUUCCUCAAGCAAAUGUGAAGAGUGCUCUUGAGACCAUAUACCGGCUGAACGUAAAGGGAUUCCGAGAUGGCAAGAUGGGAGCUGUCAACGGAAUGUUGCCGGAGGGAACCAUUGAUGACUUUGCUAUUCAAAGUGAAGAGGUUUGGACGGGUGUCACCUAUGGCUUGGCUUCCCUCAUGAUUUUCGAGGGCAUGGUUGAAGAAGGGUUCCACACAGCAAGUGGAAUCUACGAGACGGUCUACAAUCGCAUAGGUCUUGGAUUCGAGACACCAGAAGCAUUGCAUCACUCCAAUAGUUACCGUUCCAUCGGAUAUAUGCGGCCCUUGAGCAUCUGGGCAAUACAGAUGGCGUGGCAGAGGCGGCAGCAAGCUUCUGGCGAGUAACACUCUAGAGGGCUCAACUCUAUUGUCAUCACUAAAUCAUUACAUUGAAAAUCUGGCUGAAGAAGUCUAAAGGAGGAAGUUGAUUUAAACUGUUGUGACUUCAAAGUCUCUUCAUAUGAUUGAAUUAAAUUGUUCCUAAAUUAUUUAACUUUUCUGAUUGCUUUAGUUAUCACUUGUUAUAUAAACUAUUAUUAAUGUUUUUUUUUUUUUUUUAAUAACGUAGAACAUUAGUAGUUUAAUAACACACAGAAGUAAUAAAUUUAUCCAGAUUUUCAAAACACAUUUUUGAACACUGUGGAUUGUUGGAUGACAAAUGUACAUAGCAUUCCAGUGAGUUUCUCCAUGGAUAUAAAUAUUCAAUGUAGAUAAAUUGUUCAGCUUUGAAAGAGACACCACGGAAUGUAUCUGCACAAUAGCAAGAAUGUAUUUAAUACUUGAAUUCUACUUGAAACAUUAUACCACCCAACCGAUGACUGAGAGUAUCUAAAUCCUUCUACCUGUUCACUUGUACAUUAUAAAGAAAUUCAUCAAUAUUCAUCUUAAUCUAGAAUCCUUCAUUUCUUUCUUUUCAUUACUUUUAAAUAUGGAAUACAAUGGUAAGGAGAAAUGUCACAUCUUUUCUCCUGAGAAUGAGGAGGAGGAAGUUGUAAACCUUUUGCUAUGCACAGUCGGCGGAUUCUGGAAGUUCCAUUUGUUGUGUUUUGUUUUCUCCUUUAAUACCAGUUUUACUCCCGCUUUUGUAAUACUUGCUGGAAUCUGUUAACAUGUUUUCAAUAACUUUGGUGAAUUACAUGGAAACAUAGAACUCAUUUAAUAAUUAUUAGUUUGUUAUUGUAAUGUGUUGCAGACUCAGUUGACUGCUAAGUCAGCUGUGAUUUCAUGUAUAAAAUAUUGCAAAGUUAGGUUUCAUUAUUGUUUACAAAAUAAUAAGAAAUAUUUUUGUAAUGAAUUAAGUAAAUGUAACUAUGUAAAAAAAUUUGUUUUCGAAGAAUAUAAAUUUUGUUUAAAAUUAAGAAAAAGCUGCAAUGUGCAGGCUUUGUCAAAGUAAAAUAUCUGAGCUUUUGUAGGAUCCUUGAUUUGAUGGAAUGAAAAGGAUUAAUAAAAUGAAAACAUAUGAAAGAUUCAAAAUGGAAAACAUGUUUACAUUUUAGAUCACACAGUACAUAUGAAUUAGGUAUAUUAUAUGUUAUAUAGUUGACGUCAAUUGUGAUUAACAGGAUUUAUAUUUUCAGUUGUGAGAUUUCUGUAAGACAUACUUAAGUUAAGUAACUUAAAAUAUUAUUACCAGUAAUUCAUUUAUUAUUUUAAUAUACAUUUUUCCUUAUACAAAUUUUCAUUUCUUUAUUAUAGUUAGUAAUUUUAUUGUAAGUUAUAUUUGAUGUUAUUUAUUUAUAUACACUUCAAGUAAAGCAUUUUAAAUGUUUAGUGACAGUACCUAGUCCCACCUCAAGUAGUUAACUAGUCUUAUAUAAUCAAUAGUAUUGAUAUGCUUAGCUUUUACAAUUAAUGUCCAUUAAUGCCCAUUUACCAUUGCUCAAUAGAACAUUUCUGUUAGAGAACUAUACGAGUUAAAGUGACCUUUUACAAUGGUUAUGUAUACAGGUUGAAUCUUGUUGCAAAAUUCAACUAAGGUAAUAUAUUUAUAUGAUAAAGGUGCUUGCAGACUAGAUAAAUACAUAAUGUUAAGCAUCUGUUAUUUUGUGUCUCAAUUAGAUUUGAUAUGAUAGGUAUGCAUAUGUAUAAUAUGUUUGCCAAUUUGUGUUUAGUUUGUUUAGUAUUAUUUUCAUGUUCAAAUAGGUCCAUAAAAUCGACUAUAAAUAUGUUAAAUGUUACAUCAAUAUAAAUCUGUAAUAUUGUUCCAUUGAUUUUGUUUUCAAAAAUAUAUGCAUUCUAUUAUGUUUAUUGUGUGCUACAUAACAUUUGAAUGAAGCUGCAAGUCACCUUUAAAUAUAAGAGACACUUUCAUGUAUGUAUAUUAUAUGAGCUGCCUACAAUAUUAAGCGUAUCAUAGUCUUAUAAAGCGGAUUCGACAAGUAAAUUGCCUUAAAUGUACCAUGUCAUGAGUAAGACUGUGAUACACAACCACAACAGUGUAAUGUAGUAUAAUGAGCAUUUUACGUAUUAAUAUUUUAUGUCUUAUAUUAAACAAGGUUGAAAUUCAUAUUUGUGUUUUUUACUUUUAUUGUGAUUGUGACAUUUUAUUUUGUAUGCAAAAAACAAUGUUUUAUUUAAUGGUUUGUUGCCAUCUUGUAGUUGAUGUUUUAAUUAUGGUGCUAUAAUUGUUGUUUUACUUUUUAAUAGUAUUCUGUGUUUUAUGUAUCAAUAAACCAUAUAUUUAAUGGAAA
Homalodisca vitripennis (glassy-winged sharpshooter) is the source of this 4978-nucleotide messenger RNA. Its product is annotated as non-lysosomal glucosylceramidase. Gene Ontology annotation, biological process: carbohydrate metabolic process; glucosylceramide catabolic process. Lineage: Eukaryota; Metazoa; Arthropoda; Insecta; Hemiptera; Cicadellidae. The record is from RefSeq and is a predicted model, not a curated record. Bases 192 to 2633 code for a protein of 813 amino acids. Gene Ontology annotation, cellular component: membrane. Gene Ontology annotation, molecular function: glucosylceramidase activity; beta-glucosidase activity. The transcript is spliced from 17 exons.